GACGAGUUCGCGACGAAGGUCAAGGAGCUCUACGCCAGCGACCCCGCGAAGGUGCGAUUCGUGCUCAAAUACAAGCACCACGAGGGCACCAUGACCCUGCGCGCAACGAACGACGAGCUGUGGCUCAUCUACAAGACGGACCAGGCCGCCGAGUUCCGACGACUCGAGGCGCUCCAGCUCUGGCUCAUGGCCGCCAUGUGCGGCAGCGACGUCGAGGCGCUCACCGCCGAGUCCGAG
This is a messenger RNA of Aureococcus anophagefferens, 237 nucleotides long. RefSeq lists its product as hypothetical. Gene Ontology annotation, cellular component: signal recognition particle, endoplasmic reticulum targeting. Gene Ontology annotation, biological process: negative regulation of translational elongation; SRP-dependent cotranslational protein targeting to membrane. The record is from RefSeq and is a predicted model, not a curated record. The transcript is spliced from 2 exons. Gene Ontology annotation, molecular function: 7S RNA binding. NCBI's taxonomy places the organism in Eukaryota, Pelagophyceae, Pelagomonadales, Pelagomonadaceae. The annotation marks the transcript as partial.